Molecule: messenger RNA, 1473 nt
Organism: Zymoseptoria tritici IPO323
Lineage: Eukaryota; Fungi; Ascomycota; Dothideomycetes; Mycosphaerellales; Mycosphaerellaceae
Gene: LIP1
Product: putative precursor lipase
Exons: 5
Coding region: 1-1473 (490 amino acids)
Source: RefSeq, a predicted model, not a curated record
AUGCUCCCACUCGUCCUCUCCCUCGCCGGGUUGACAACAGCCCAGCUGUUCGUUGGAGGAUCAUCUCCCAUAGUCGACACCGGCUAUGCACGCUUCCAAGGCAGACGAGACGAAGUGACCAAGACGGACAACUACCUCGGAAUCCCAUACGCCCACGCACCUCGAUUUGAUCACGCUCGGAUCUUCGACGAUCAGUUGAGCGGCGUCCAACAAGCGACGCAGUAUGGUGAUGUCUGCCCUCAGCAUCUGUUGAACCCUAGCAUUCUGGCGCCGGACGUCGGAGAGGUAUCUCUUCCCUUCGCCCAGAAAGCCACAAGGCAGUCGGAGGACUGCCUUUCAAUCAAUGUGCAGAGGCCGAAAGAUCAGAGUCUCAAGGAUCUGCCCGUUGUUGUCUGGAUCCAUGGCGGUGGAUUCGAAACUUCGCUGCCGGGUGUGUUCUACCAAGGUGCCAGCAUUGUGCAACGAUCCCUGUCGAUGGGCAAGCCGGUUCUCUUCACCUCCAUCAACUAUCGUCUCCACCAUUUCGGCUUCACUGCUAGUCGUGAGUUCGAAAAAGAGGGACUCCUGAACCUUGGCCUGGAAGACCAGCGUGUUGCCCUGAGAUGGAUCCAGAAGAACAUCAAGGCAUUCGGCGGUGACCCGUCGAAGGUCACAAUCAUGGGAGAGAGCGCCGGAUCAUGGUCGGUCACCGCGCAUAUGCUGGUAAAUGAUGGCGACAACGAAGGGCUCUUUCGUGGUGCCGUCGGCAUUUCUGGAGGACCCUUGAGGGUCGAUGGCCCUGAAAGACAACAGGCACUCUUCAACGACAUGGUCUCCUACGUUGGAUGCGAUGGAGCCUCGGACAAGAUUGCAUGCCUUCGCCAGGCCCCAUACGACAAGAUCUACGCUCACGCCAACACUGUCAACAAUUUCUUCGGGUUCAGGAGUCUUGCUUCCGCCUGGACUCUUCGCCCAGAUGGCAAAUUCCUCACGGAUUCUCCCGACAGGCUUGUUGCACAAGGAAAAAUCGCCAACGUCCCGAUCAUGUACGGCGACAUGGAGAACGAAGGCACACUGUUCUCGCUCAUUAAUCAGCUCAACAUCACCACGACAGAGCUGGUCAAGGACUACUUCAAGACGUACUGGUGGCCCAAGGUCACCGAGACCCAGCUGGACCGCUUGAUGGACCUCUAUCCGGCCGACAUCGACAACUUCCCGGCUGAUGGUCUACCACAGUAUAAGCGUCUCUCUGCUCUGAUUGGCGAUUACUCCUUCGAAGCUCAGCGUCGCUCUCUCCUCGCCAAGGUGACCGCGAACAAGUGGAAUUACUACACCAAAUUUUCGAUCCCAUUAUCCGUGGCUGGGGACACCGUUGUGGGCAAGCUUCUGGCUGGGUUGAAGCUCACCACGAUCCCGGUUCUCGCUAGCUUCCACGCGAGCGACGUGUUGCAAGUCUCCCCAGGGCCUAGAAGGCUAUGCGAGUUUGAUAUCUAA